Messenger RNA from Pieris napi, 814 nucleotides. RefSeq lists its product as uncharacterized. The transcript is spliced from 5 exons. The record is from RefSeq and is a predicted model, not a curated record. NCBI's taxonomy places the organism in Eukaryota, Metazoa, Arthropoda, Insecta, Lepidoptera, Pieridae. Bases 330 to 806 code for a protein of 158 amino acids.
AACGGAAAAGCUAUAGUCAAUGAAGUGUAGUGACAGUAACUUUAACAAAAUCGAUUCGACCGCAAGCUUUACGUGUUAAGCGCGGAUUUAAAUUAACUGUACAUUUAUGUUUGUAAAUAUCAAACUGAAUGAAAACUUAUUAAUUUUGUUUAUAUUGUGUAAUUAAUGUGAAAUUAAUUAGGUAAAUAAUUGAGCAUUGCUGAAUUUGUAAUGUCAUUUGAGUAUGUGUGAGUAUACCUGUGAGUCUUUUUGAUCAUAGAGUUUCUUUUAUUUAUUGUUACACGAAGCUCGUGGCUGUGAACUCCAAGGAGCUUAUUAAAGUUUUAAUAAUGGGUUGCGGUUCAUCUGGUCACGUGAUUGCACCAGCACCUGCACAAGAAAACGGAUCAGUCGCCAACGGACAUACUGUCAACGAACAUAAUACUCACCAUGAUAAUGAUCUUCCCACCGUGAUGCUUCCAGAUACACCAGCAAAACCUAAACCACCUAUUGCCUUUGAAAUUCCAAUAAAAGAAUUUGAUAGUAGCCAUCGGGAAAUCACACCACCAGCUCAUCUACAGCGGUUACUGCGUCCGCCCAGCACCGACAUUAGUCUACCCCAUAUUGAGGAAAAACUAGCAGAGGCUGAACAAAGAAGGCAAGCAAUACUACAACAACGUGCGGCUUCAGCUCAAAAAAGGUCACAGAAAAUGACAAAGAGCUUCCAGGAUAUCAAGAAAUUCGACAAAACGGAAUUUAAUCAUGAUGAAACCAGUCACAAGCUCAUCAUUCCACCAGAUCCAGGACAUGAAGAUAAAUUAAUCUAAUUAUAUCU